This is a messenger RNA of Struthio camelus australis, 590 nucleotides long. NCBI's taxonomy places the organism in Eukaryota, Metazoa, Chordata, Aves, Struthioniformes, Struthionidae. The record is from RefSeq and is a predicted model, not a curated record.
CCCUCCUUCGGCGACAAGGCCGCUCGGGCCAUCGUCUACUUCGUGGCCAUGAUGUACAUGUUCUUGGGCGUCUCCAUCAUCGCCGACCGCUUCAUGGCCUCCAUCGAGGUCAUCACCUCCAAGGAGAAGGAGAUCACCAUCACCAAGGCCAACGGGGAGACCAGCAUUGGCACCGUGCGCAUCUGGAACGAGACCGUCUCCAACCUCACCCUCAUGGCCCUGGGCUCCUCGGCGCCCGAGAUCCUCCUCUCCGUCAUCGAGGUCUGCGGGCACAACUUCCAGCCCGGCCCCAUGGUGGCCAGCGCCGCCUUCAACAUGUUCGUGGUGAUCGCCGUCUGCGUCUACGUCAUCCCCAGCGGCGAGAGCCGCAAGAUCAAGCACCUGCGGGUCUUCUUCGUCACGGCCUCCUGGGGCAUCUUCGCCUGCAUCUGGCUCUACCUGAUCCUGGCCGUCAUCUCGCCCGGCGUGGUGCAGGUGUGGGAGGCCCUCCUCACCCUCGUCUUCUUCCCCGUCUGCGUGGUCUUCGCCUGGGCCGCCGACAAGCGGCUCCUCUUCUACAAGUACGUCUACAAGCGCUAUCGGGCCGACCC